Arabidopsis thaliana (thale cress) is the source of this 2607-nucleotide messenger RNA. RefSeq names its product NOT2 / NOT3 / NOT5 family. Gene Ontology annotation, cellular component: CCR4-NOT core complex. The record is from RefSeq and is marked reviewed. Bases 236 to 1876 code for a protein of 546 amino acids. Gene Ontology annotation, biological process: regulation of DNA-templated transcription. NCBI's taxonomy places the organism in Eukaryota, Viridiplantae, Streptophyta, Magnoliopsida, Brassicales, Brassicaceae. The transcript has 14 exons.
ACAUAAGACUAAAAACGGUCAGUAGUACAAAAAGAUCAGAUUUUUUUAUUCCGAUUUCUUCUCCAUCUUCGAGAAUUUCGUUCCUUGGAGCUUCGAGAUUGAGUUUCUUUGUUCAUCCUUUGGGUCCAUAUUCUUAUCAGGUCACGACUGCAAUCUCACAUUCCUGAGCUCACUGAAGGGUUCCUGCUUGGUUUGCUUAUGAACUUUUGCUUCUGGAGUUGAUUAAUCUCUGCAAAUGUCAAGUUUACUUAAUUCCUCAAUAAACGGGUCUACCUCGAAUUUGUCAGACGGUUCAGGGAGGACGUUUACUUCUUCUUUCUCCGGUCAGUCUGGGGCAGCGUCUCCAGUUUUUCAUCAUGCUGGAUCUAUUCAGGGCCUUCAUAAUAUUCAUGGAAACUUUAAUGUUCCCAACUUGGCGGGAAGUCUUGGAUCGAGAAAUUCAAGUCUAAAUGGUGUUCCAUCUGCUGGUGUCCAACAACAAAAUGGAAGUAUUUCGAAUGGAAGAUUUGCAUCCAGCAAUAUUCCGGUUGCACUCUCUCAGAUGUCUCAUGGUAGCUCCCAUGGACACUCAGGACUCACUAAUAGGGGAGGAUUGGGAGUUUCUCCAAUAUUGGGAAAUGUAGGUUCUCGAAUGACGAGUUCUAUGGGGAAUAUGGUUGGUGGAGGCACAAUGGGUAGGACUUUGAGCUCUGGUGGAGGAUUGUCGAUUCCGAGUCUUGGUUCGCGGCUAAAUUUGGCAGUAAAUAGCGGAUCCGGAAAUAUUGGACAAAAUCGCAUGAUGGGUGGGGUCUUGCCACAAGGAUCUCCGCAGGUUCUUUCGAUGCUGGGAAAUUCUUACCCUUCAGCUGGAGGACUUUCCCAAAAUCAUGUUCAAGCAAUGAACAGUCUAAGCUCUAUGGGUUUGCUGAAUGAUAUGAACUCCAACGACACUUCUCCGUUUGAUAUUAAUAAUGAUUUUCCUCAGCUCACAAGCCGCCCCAGCUCUGCGGGCAGUCAAGGACAAUUGGGGUCUCGAUUGAAACAAGGCCUUGGAAUCAGCCCUAUAGUUCAGCAAAACCAAGAGUUCAGCAUCCAAAAUGAAGAUUUUCCAGCAUUGCCAGGAUACAAAGGUAGUAGUGCUGAUUAUCCAAUGGAUUUGCAUCAUAAAGAACAACUCCAUGAGAACUCAGUUUUAAUGAUGCAAUCUCAACAAUUAUCUAUGGGAAGGUCUGGUGGGUUUAACUUAGGUGGAGCAUAUACAUCACACCGUCCUCAACAACAGCAACAACAUGCUCAAGCUGUGAGUAGUAGUGGUGUUUCCUUACAUGGGUCUGACAUCUUCUCAUCUUCGCAUCCGCCUUACCACUCACAGACUGGUGGAGCUCCGGGUAUUGGAUUAAGAUCUAUGAAUUCUGCAAAUUCUAUCACUGGGAUGGGUUAUGACCAGCAGCUCAUCCAGCAAUAUCAGCACCAACAGAACUCAGCCCAGUAUCGCUUGCAGCAGAUGUCAGCUGCUAGCCAACCUUUCAGAGAUGUAGGAUUAAAAUCAAUGCAAUCGACACAGUCAAAUCCUGAUCGGUUUGGCUUACUCGGUUUGCUCAGUGUGAUAAAGAUGAGCGACCCUGACUUGACUUCUUUGGCACUUGGUAUUGAUCUGACAACACUGGGGUUAAAUUUGAACUCAACAGAAAAUCUUCAUAAGACUUUUGGCUCGCCUUGGUCCAAUGAACCCUCUAAAGUUGAUCCAGAAUUCAGUGUACCGCAGUGUUACUACGCAAAAAACCCUCCACCUCUACAUCAAGGGCUCUUUGCAAAAUUAUUGGUAGAAACAUUGUUUUACGUAUUCUAUAGCAUGCCGAAAGAUGAGGCGCAACUCUAUGCGGCUAAUGAACUGUAAGUCCUUUUCAUCAUAAUAUAUUUUUGUUUCUCUAGUAUUGUAAAUAUGAAAAUGCUUCUUCGGAGUUUUUUGUUCACAGUUGUCAUAUAUUAAACUUGGAAUAUAGAUUGAAGAUGAAUUUGUCUUCACAUUUGAAAAAGAAAGGGAAUAUGAAAGCAAAACAUCAACUUUUGAUUCCAUCUUUCUUCUCCAUGACUUGAAAAUGGGUUUCUGUCUUAAUUUCCUGGUUUGGUAUCAGAUUGCAAUGCACUGAAGGAUAAAGCUGCAUAACUCUUAUUGUUUUGCAGUUACAAUAGGGGUUGGUUCUACCACAAAGAACACAGGUUGUGGUUCAUUAGAAUCGGGGAACCUCUCGUGAAAACAAAUGCGUAUGAAAGAGGAUCAUAUCACUGUUUUGAUCCAAACUCAUUUGAGAUCGUUCAAAAGGAAAAUUUUGUUCUCUAUUACGAGAUGCUGGAAAAAAGACCAUCCAUUUCUCAAGAUUCUCAACAUUGAGUGUAAACUAUGCCUUCUUCAGUAUUUAUAAUGUAACUUUCCUACCAAAGUAUCCAUUGGUUAGGAAAUUCAUAGAACAGGAACCAGUAUCCAACAUGUAUUUUUCUCGGAAUUUAGCUUUUUGGUUUAUUUAACUCCUGGUAACUUUUGUUGUUGAUCAUAUAUAGCUGAAAUUCUUCAUGCUAUAGGUUAAACCAAUGCACAUUUCUUCCCCCAUUUAGAAUCGGUGUUACAUU